AUGAGGUGGUGGAACUGGAGCGUGCCGCCGAGCAGGAGCCUUCGAGCGCCGCUCAAGCGAGCCUCGCAGAUGAAGUACGGUGUCAAGGUGCUCCAACGUGCGAAGAAGAGCGGAGUAGCAGAGGAUCAGGAUCUUUGGCUGAAACAACUGGACGCGCUGCUGGCGCUCGAGCUGCCGGAGCAGCAGAACGACGGCGUGGCUGUGCGAUCGAUGGUCACGGGUGCCGCGGCACUGGAGCAGUUCCAGGAGAUGAAGCAGAUGGCGCCACAGCUCAGGAGCCUCCGCCCCUCAGCCGCGCUCUACAGCUGCGGCGCCGUCGGCGUGGCGCUGCGGCUGCGGCGCUCGGACGCGACGGAGGUGGAACCGUGGCUUCUUUUGGUCGAGCACGUCUCCACAUCCUAUGUCGAUACUGCGAGUGCUGCGUUGUACCUGGAUGCAAACCAGAUCCUCCACGAUGAUGCGGGGGAGGUGGCUCCGGAUGUGGCGGUCUUGGCAAUGGAGCCCGCGGACUUCUACAAAUGGUUUAGGACCUCGGAGAUGUACAAAAGUUAUUUGGCCAUGGUGUUCACGCGCAAUCCUUUGGGCCAAGUACCAGGUCAGGCCUACGCCUUGCCCGUGAUCCUUUGGGUGAAGACCGCGGAGCUGUUGAUCUCCCGCGCGCCGAAGAGCUCGAGCCAACGCGACCCAAGCGACGCGAUCCCCAGCGAGGAGGCCCAGUGGUUCCGCGCCAUGCUGCGGAUCCACCUGACAGCCGCUGAGACGGUGCGACAGAUGACCCAGAGCCGAGGUGCCACCAGUGAGCUGGCUGAGGCGCUGGCUGGGCCAGAUCCCAGCGCUGCCUUGACCGAAGCAGAAGGAGGUCCGCAGUCCGUGUGUUUAGCCUUAGCUGCUUGUUGCUUCGCACCGUCGGCGCUGCGCAACUUCUGGGGCCAGCGGGGGCUGGAGUUGGCGAGGUCCAGGAGCUUGCAGCGUGCCCACUCCAAGACGUUGCAACGUGGCGAGGAGGACGACCGUGCUGGUUGGCCCAAGAGGCUCCGACGCUUAGCGUUGGCCAUGAUGGCCGAGGCUGUGUCAAGGGCCUGCCGCCGGCUGGUACGAUCUGUUUGUCUGAGCUCGAACGAGGCGGAAGGCGAGGUCUUGAAGAAGUUGCUUUGGAACGCUUUGGGUUUGGAUCAGAGCUCGGUGGCUCCGGUGAGCGCCCUGGGCGAGCCGGACGACCCCAAGCUGGCCAAGCCGGAGGGGCAUUCCGAUGAGUGUGAUGUGGUCAUUGCCCAGCGGAAAUCGGCGCUGUUGUUCGCACCACAGGGAAAGUAUUUUCAGGUGGCGCUGACCAACUGCACCCCGCAGGGCGUGGUUGGCACCUUGAUGCUCCACAUGGCCAUGCUGCAAGGGACGUUGGACCCUUCGAGCGAUCAGGCGGUGGAGCUCUUGAUGAAACAGCUGUGGACGCGCGAGAUCUCUAUGAAGGCCUUUGUCGAGGCCGUUCUGCCGGGAGAAGUCUCACCGGGCUCGGUGCAAGCGGCGCUCUAUGUGCAGGGAUUGCGCUACCACAGCGCCAAGCAGCGGCGCGGGGGACUCGCGCCCCUGAGCGCGCCGGAGCAGAUCCUGCAUACUCUGGCGCGGGAGCAGCGACAUUUGGCCUACUUGGAGCAGCUGCGAGCCAAGCUGGCGAGCCAAAGUAGCGGCGCCCGCAAAGCAGCACGGUCUGCCAAGAGGCAAGUGGAGCUCUCCACCUUCGCGCCCGCACAUGCCGGGCUCCCGCGGCGCUUCACGCCCAAGGAGAUCUCGGAUUUGAACGUUUGCAGGGAAGCCUCCGAUCAACUGGAACUUCUUCCCAAUGGCUUGUUGUGCCAUCAUUGCUGCUUUCCAUCCUGCCCGCGGUAUUUGUGUGACCUACGCACUGAGAAGGACAAGCUCGCCCAGGCUUCUGAAGCUGUGGGUCGCAAUGCUGUGCUGGCUUCCCGGCGGAACGGGCUCUUCCGACAUUUGGCACCGAUGAUGUACCCAGAGGCUCAGGGUGAGGACGUUUACAUCCCCCAGCUGCAUGCGGGCAUCCAGUAUGCCCUGCAGAGAGGCGGUGGCAAGGAGGGCUUCAAGAAGAAUCUCAGGGACUUGUUAAAGAAGCGCUUGCGUCCACCCGCCACCGAGGUACUGCACAGCCAAUGGCUCGAGGAAGCGCUGGACCGCUGCUUCGACGAAGCGCCGCGUUAA
Messenger RNA from Durusdinium trenchii, 2211 nucleotides. Lineage: Eukaryota; Dinophyceae; Suessiales; Symbiodiniaceae. The record is from the annotation of a GenBank genome assembly.